GCCUUGGUCACUAGCAAGUUAGACAGUUGACGUAUCGGACAGCGCUUUCUUGUGUAUACACUUAACAACCAAGCGACGGAGCAGUACAUAUGGCCAUGGACAUUCGACAUAUGACCCUCCGAGUGACAACUGUAGUGACCAGUCCGUUUGUAAUAGAAAAGGAUACAGAUGUCUAUGAAGGUUUCAUGGUUGAUCUGUUGAAGCUGGUAGCAGACCAAGCGAAUUUCGAUUACGUCAUACAGAGAGUCAGAGAUGGGCUGUAUGGUAGCCAACGUCGUGAUGGAUCAUGGAAUGGAAUGAUUGGCGAGCUUGUAAGAGGGGAAGCUGACGUUGCUAUGGGCGACCUGACAGUGUCAACUGAGAGAGCGUCGGUCGUCGAUUUCACGAAGCCUGUUAGAAACCUAGGAAUCCAGCUCCUGGUGAAGAACCCCGCCUACGGAAGCCCUGAAAGUUUUCCAUUCACCAAUCCAUUCUCCAGUGAACUGUGUCUGUCGAUCGCGGCUGCGUGUAUUCUCGUCUGUGUCGUCAUGUACGUCAUUGGAAGAUUCAGUCCUUCUGAACGCUCCUCCCCUGGGUCGUCUCUCGACAGAGGAACCGGCACAGACAGACAUUUUGGAUUGUCCAACAGCAUCGUCUUUACGUUCAGUACGAUGACGCUACAAGGAUACAAACACAUGCCCCGGUGUAUCGCCGGUCGUCUGCUGGCGGCGUUCUGGUUUCUCUUCGUCCUCUUCAUCGCCAUCGUCUUCACUGCUAAUACGACAGUGUUCCUUCUGGCUGGUGGUUCCAGAGCCGAAACUAAUCCUGGAAUGCCGUUCAGAGACUACACAGACUUAGUGCGAGACACAGAUAUCAGUGUGGGUGCUAUAGCUGGAGGGUCAACCAUCAAUCAUCUGAAGAGAUCAAACAUCGGGGUUUACAAGCGCCUGUACAGUCGACUUGUUCCUGUGAAUGAUUACGCUGAGGGAAUUGAGAGAGUUCGACAGUCCGAUAACUUUGUCAUGUUGAUGUCAUCAAACACUGCCGAGUAUAUUGCUGCCAUGCACUGUGACGUUAAGGUGUACGGACCACUCAUCUUUCCAGGAGCUAUAGCAUUCGCGUUGAAAAAGGGUUCGCGUGUAGCACACACAUUUAACACGGCUCUGUUGGAACUUCAUGAAUCCGGUACCAUCCAGCAGUUGUAUCACAAAUGGUGGGUUGAAAACGCUAUUUGCAGUCCCGAAGAGAUGCGGUACAAAGCAAAGAGCCAUGGUAUAUCUGGGUCGGUCAUCAGCCUGCCAGACCUAAAGGGCGCAUUCGCCAUGUUGCUAGCAGGGGGACUGGCAAGUCUGGCAGCACUGGGGCUCGAACUGGCAUACGACAGAUUCAAGAGAAAGAGAUCUUCAAAGGGACAGUCUGCUGCCGACAAGAAAGACAUUGACGAAACCGCUGACAACGCUCUUUAGAAGACUUUCAACACGUUUAGUUCCCAAUACCUCAGUACUGCAUGCAUGACUGCAUUAUGACGGUUAUGAUACACACAACCAAGUUCACUGAAGGCGACCAAUUUUACUACCCUCUAAUCUCAGACGAUUAUAGCAGUUAAUACUAUUUUAGAAUAACUCAACAAUGAGUGAUGUUUGGGCAUCACAAAUUGGCUUUCACAAAACUACCAUUAAUAGGCAGACAAUCGGAUCAAUAUUUACAAACUCUCGCAGCUCUCUGCUGAGAAGGUUUUGUGGAAUAGGGACCUGAAAUAACUACAUAUCGCUAAUCUCUACAACGUUUCAAACAACUCUAACAAAUACUGUUAUCUCACAAACGUUGUGGACUGCUAACUUAACUACUUGUCGAUUAAAACUGGGCGCUGGAAUAGCAUUCUGUUGGAAGAUAGUUUAGACUUUUAAAAAUGUGUUUUUGAGAACGUGCCGAAAUAAAACAAUUAGCGUAG
Gigantopelta aegis is the source of this 1930-nucleotide messenger RNA. Its product is annotated as glutamate receptor 4-like. The record is from RefSeq and is a predicted model, not a curated record. The transcript has 8 exons. Gene Ontology annotation, biological process: modulation of chemical synaptic transmission; monoatomic ion transport; synaptic transmission, glutamatergic. Gene Ontology annotation, molecular function: transmitter-gated monoatomic ion channel activity involved in regulation of postsynaptic membrane potential; AMPA glutamate receptor activity. Gene Ontology annotation, cellular component: postsynaptic membrane; plasma membrane; dendritic spine. Bases 90 to 1445 code for a protein of 451 amino acids. Lineage: Eukaryota; Metazoa; Mollusca; Gastropoda; Neomphalida; Peltospiridae.